GACCAUGGCCUCCCGCUCGGUUGGCACCUUGCUUAAAGGCAACAAUAGCGCCUACGUGCCGGCCAGCCUCAUGCCUGGGUAUCAGGGUCAUGUUCCAACUGUGGCCUUCUCCUUUGGGGAUACCUAUGGCAACACCACCUAUAAGUAUUUCCAAGAUUGCCGAAAUUCAGUCAUGGGUAGCAGCCAUUGUUUCUCCAGGAAAGGAGGCCAGUUCCCGACACUUUUCUCUCGAAAUCCCAACCUGGCACUGGGUGACCGCUCCCGUACCCAGGACCGCUGGCUGCAUACACCCACCCACACGCGCUAUAACCUUGACUGCAACAGAUCUGCAGAGCUGAAGCAAUUCUACCAGCUGGCACAGCUGCACCGAGAACAAUACCGAGACAAGUCGGGCACCAUGAACCGGGUUACUUACUUUGUGCUGCCUGCGAAGGAGAAGGAUCGUCGUUCUCUGCCUACUGCCCUGAGCAGAACUCAGAACCCGGAAAUGGUCCAGAAUUUAAACUAAUCUCCAAGGCCUUAAGAGACCACCGUUGUCCCCAAGAAAAAAGUGGCACCUGUUUAGAAUGGCCCCUGAGAACCUGAAGACGUAUCAAACAUUCCC
Trichosurus vulpecula (common brushtail) is the source of this 604-nucleotide messenger RNA. It is a transcript of the gene CIMIP2C, whose product is annotated as family with sequence similarity 166 member C. Lineage: Eukaryota; Metazoa; Chordata; Mammalia; Diprotodontia; Phalangeridae. The transcript is spliced from 5 exons. Bases 5 to 508 code for a protein of 167 amino acids. The record is from RefSeq and is a predicted model, not a curated record.